This is a messenger RNA of Pseudopipra pipra, 2430 nucleotides long. Its product is annotated as zinc finger protein OZF-like. The transcript is spliced from 3 exons. The coding region runs from base 781 to 2004 and encodes 407 amino acids. Gene Ontology annotation, molecular function: RNA polymerase II cis-regulatory region sequence-specific DNA binding; DNA-binding transcription factor activity, RNA polymerase II-specific. Gene Ontology annotation, cellular component: nucleus. The record is from RefSeq and is a predicted model, not a curated record. Lineage: Eukaryota; Metazoa; Chordata; Aves; Passeriformes; Pipridae. Gene Ontology annotation, biological process: regulation of transcription by RNA polymerase II.
GGGGAGCAGUGAGGAGGUACUGGUCUGUCCUGGUCUGUCCUGGUCUGUCCUGGUCUGUACCCCCAAUCCCCAAAGCCCCUCCCCAGCUCCCCCAGGACCCUCCCAGACCCCAAAGCCCCCCAGGCCCCCCCAAGCCCCUGACUUGGUCCUGCUGCCCCUUGAGCAUCUGCAGCUGCUGCAGAACCAGGCAUUUCAUCAGCAAAUGUGCAGCUGACACCAAGCUGGGGGUGUGUUGAUGUGCUGGAAGGCAGGAGGGCUCUGGAGCACAAGUGGUGUGAGGAGAGGCUGAGGGAGCUGGGGGUGUUGAGGCUGGAGAAGAGGAGGCUCAGGGGAGACCUCCUGACUCUCUGCAAGUCCCUGCCAGGAGGGUGUAGCCAGGUGGGGGUGGGGCUGUUCUGCCAGGAAGCAGCAGUAGGACAAGAGGGCUGGGUCUGGAGCUGUGCCAGGGGAGGUUUAGGUUGGAUAUUGGGAAGGAGUUUUUUGCUGAGAGAGUAAUGAGGCCUUGGAAUGGGCUGGGCAGGGAGGGGGUGGAGUCCCCGUCCCUGGAGGUGUUGAAGGUGAGAGUGGAUGUGGCCUCAGUGCCAUGGUCUGGGAAGCACGACGGGGUUGGAUCCAGGGUUGGGCUUGAUGAUCUCGGAGGUCUUUUCCAACGUGGCUGAUUCUGUGAUUCUCUGAUUGCCAUUCCUGUGGCAGCACAUGCUUGAGGCUCCAUCCCCAGGGGGAUAGAGAUGUCUGUCCAUAUCUAUCUGCAAGGAUUUCUCCUUCCCAAAGCUUGGCCAGAUGAAGGAGGCUGCGAGGAAGAGGAAGAUGCCUUGGGCCCCCCAGGCAGGCCCCGAGCUGAGGACGGAGAGCCCGGAGGACAAAUCCCCCCGGCAGAGCCUGGUGGGAGAGGCCGUUUUGAAGGGCUCCCCGGCGCAGGAAGGCAGCGGGGAGGGAAAGGGCCGGAGAUCCCCCCGCAGGAGGGGCUCCAAAGCCAUCCCAGGGUGCUCUGAGGAGGAAAGAGCCAGCCUGUGCCGGGAAGGCGGCCGGAGCUUGAGGGGGAGCUCUGAGCUGGUGGUCCCUGAGGAGCCUCCCAGCAGGGAGAAACCCUUCAGGUGCUUGGAAUGUGGGAAGAGCUUCAGGAAGAGCUCCUACCUCCUCACCCACCAGCACAUCCACACUGGGGAACGGCCCUACUCAUGUAGGAAAUGUGGGAAGAGCUUCAGGUACAACUCCAACCUGGUCCGACACCAGCACAUCCACGCUGGGAAGCAGCCCUACACGUGUGGGGAAUGUGGGAAGAGCUUCAGUUACAACUCCAACCUGAUCCAACACCAGCACAUCCACACUGGGGAACGGCCCUACACAUGCAGGGAAUGUGGGAAAAGCUUCAAGUACAGCUCCAACCUGAGCCAACAUCAGCGCAUCCACACUGGGGAACGGCCCUACACGUGUGGGAAAUGUGGGAAGAGCUUCAGCUUGCUCUCUGACCUGAUCCGACACCAGCACAUCCACACUGGGGAACGGCCCUACACGUGUGGGGAAUGUGGGAAGAGCUUCAGGUACAACUCCAACCUGAUCCAACACCAGCACAUCCACACUGGGGAACGGCCCUACACGUGUGGGGAAUGUGGGAAAAGCUUCAGGGUCAACUCCCACCUGAUCAAACACUGGCACAUCCACAGUGGAGAACGGCCCUACACGUGUAGGGAAUGUGGGAAGAGUUUCAGACAGAGCUCCACCCUUCACACCCACCAGUGCAUCCACAGUGGAAAACGGCCCUACAAGUGCUUGGAAUGUGGGAAGACGUUUCAGACCAAGUCCAGUCUCCUCCUGCACCAGCGGACGCACACGGAUGAGAGGCCCUUCCGCUGCACUGAGUGCGGGAAGGGCUUCAAGCAGAACUCCAACCUCAUCACCCACCGGCGCAUCCACACCGGGGAGAGGCCCUACAAGUGUGGGGAGUGUGGGAAGAGCUUCACCCGGAGCGGUAACUUGACCUCACACCAACGGACCCACCAGUAAGGGCCUCCUACGAGUGCCCCGACUGCGGGAAGAGCUUCGGCCACUGCUUCCACCCCAAAUGAACCCCCUGAUGGGGAGGCAACCCCUGGAGUCCAGUGACUGUCAGUCCAUCCCUUUUGACCACAAAGGGCCAGUCCCCUUUCCCAGGGGCAGCUUCUUCCAACAGAACCCUUCCUGGGGGGUGUGGAGAUUCCUGCCUUGGCUGGGGACCCCCCAAGGUCACUGCUGGAGAUUGAGAGCAGAGAUCUCCCCACGAGCGUUGGUCUGGGGGAGUUCCAUCCAUCUCUAAUUAAGAAUUAUUGCUUUUGUGCCAGCUUUAGUAGAAUUGCUUCAACAAUUGCUUUAGUGUAGAGCACUGUCCUAUCUUCUCCUGUACUCCUGGUAGUUUUAGUGUUUGUAUUGUGCAGUAAAUAAUUCUGAUGAAGA